Molecule: messenger RNA, 1905 nt
Organism: Pteronotus mesoamericanus
Lineage: Eukaryota; Metazoa; Chordata; Mammalia; Chiroptera; Mormoopidae
Gene: PTPRN2
Product: protein tyrosine phosphatase receptor type N2
Exons: 13
Coding region: 13-1905 (630 amino acids)
Biological process (GO): regulation of secretion; insulin secretion involved in cellular response to glucose stimulus
Cellular component (GO): synapse; secretory granule
Source: RefSeq, a predicted model, not a curated record
AGCGCCGCCGUCAUGGGGCCGCCGCUCGCGCCGCUCGCGCCGCUCGCGCCGCUGUUUCUGCUGCUGCUUCUGCUGCCGCCGCUCCUGCCCGCCGCGCCCGCAUCCCUCGCCAGGCCGCUCCCGGGGCUGCUCGGCUGCUUAUUGGAAGAUGGCCUUUGCAGACUGUCCGAGACCUGUGUCAACGACGGAGUGUUUGGAAGGUGCCAGAAGGCUCCAGUGACAGACACAUACCGCUACGAAGUGUCGCCGGGGGUCCUGCAGCACCUGACGACCACCCUGCAGAAGCUGUCCCGUGCAGGUUUCACGUGGCAGGAUGACCACACCCAGCACGUGCUGGCCCAGGAGCUGUCACGCCUCCCCAGAGCCCACCUGCGGCGCCCCGGGGCCGCCUACCCCGCCAGGAGCUUAAAGCCAAACACCGACAACGAAAGGAGGCACCGUCUGGAGAGUGACCUCGCGCUGGCCAAGGCCCUUCAGCGCUACCUGCCGUACCUGGAGGUCCUGUCUCAGGCCACCGCCCCAGAUGAGCUCCCCAGGACACAGCAGGAUGGACGGCCAGCUCAGGGUGAGGACCCCCUGACCGACAGUGCGCUGACCUACGUGGACCAAACGUCGGCUCUGACCUACGCCCCUGCGUCCCGGGACGGGCGCCCUGUGGGCCACCCGCCGCAGCCCCUCAGCAGGCCCCAGCCUGACGAGCUCAGCCCCAAGGGGGAUGGCAGAGUGGACAAGCGGAACGUCCUUGGGCAGCUGAUGUUCUACUUGGCUUAUAGGCCCCCCUCACCCACCAAGAAGGGCCCCCUCACGCCUUACGACCUUAUGCGCAUGCCUUGGAGGGAACCCCAGAAACGGCUUUCGCCGCCAGAAGACCCCACCGAUGCCCCAGGCCUGGAUGAUGGAACUGUCCUUCAGGACCUGCUGGAGGCGCUGAGGCAGCACGGGGCCGAUGUGGAGACGCUGAGCCCCCGGGACCUUGACGAGGUGGCUCGCGUGCUCGCCGACGCCGUGCACGACCCCUGGAGAGGAGCCGAAGCGCAGCCCACGGAGCCGGCACACAGGCCGGGGGUGGCGCUCUUCGCAGAUGGCGACGAGGGCAGGGGCGGCCUGCGAGGUAACAGAGAGCAGGACAGUGAAGCUGGAGCUCGCGAAGAGGUCAGCCCUGUGAGCCUCAGACCCGGGCACGUCCUGCAGGACCCUGGGGCCCGACCCCUGCCCAGGGGCCCGCCUCCUGUGGGGAGCAAGAAGCCCGAAGGCCCCGACGCCUCCUUGUCUUCGGAGGAGGAUGCCGCCGGCGUGGAGAACGUGAGGAGCCAGACCUACUCCAAAGAGCUGGGGGAGCGGCCACCGCACUGGGAGCCCAGGGUCGACGGGCUCGGGGAGUCCCCACACUGGGUUCCGGGGGCCCCGCAGGAGGACCCGCGCCUCGGAGCAGGAGCUCGGGGACGCGCCGGCGACGGCCUGCGCCUGGAAGUCAAGUCUCCGGGGGAGGACUACGGCUACGUCAUGACGGACAGCGACCCCCUGAGCCUGCAGAAGGGGAAGGAGCUGCUGGAGGACGUCGCCCGCCUGCUGAAGGUGCCGCCGAGCGCCAUCACGGACACCGAUGUCCUGGGACCGGCAGUGACCUUCAGAGUGAGCGCCAACGUCCAGAACGUGACAGCGGCGGAUGUGGCUAAGGCAGCAGUCGACAACAAGGACGACCUGGAAAGAGCGUCCGGGCUGAGGAUCCUUCAGGCCGGAGUGGGCGCGGCGCACCUCUCGUCCUCUGUGCCUGUGAGGCGGACACAGCUCCCAGACGGGGAAGCAGACCCAGGGAAGCUGGGCGACGCCGCAGCGGCAGGCUUCCCCUCCCGGCAGCCCGAUGGGGCCCGGGCCUCCAUCCCCGAGCUGCCCCCGCAGCUCUGA